Lacerta agilis (Sand lizard) is the source of this 3620-nucleotide messenger RNA. RefSeq names its product klotho beta (gene KLB). The transcript has 5 exons. Gene Ontology annotation, molecular function: fibroblast growth factor binding; hydrolase activity, hydrolyzing O-glycosyl compounds; fibroblast growth factor receptor binding. Gene Ontology annotation, biological process: fibroblast growth factor receptor signaling pathway; carbohydrate metabolic process. The record is from RefSeq and is a predicted model, not a curated record. The coding region runs from base 122 to 3175 and encodes 1017 amino acids. NCBI's taxonomy places the organism in Eukaryota, Metazoa, Chordata, Lepidosauria, Squamata, Lacertidae.
CUCCAGCAGUUUUGUGGCAAAUGAAGACAAGCUAUGCAGCAGGGAUCCAGGGGUCUGAAUGGAUUUCCAGCCACUGCCAAAAAGAAAAUGUGACUUUUAGCAUACACUCCAGAAAGGCGCAAUGUUUACGCAGCAGCUGAAAGGACCCCUAGCCUUGUGGACGCUCAUUUUUAUACCGACAAUUGCUGGGCUUGACAACGAUGGAAGAUCUGUGUGGGGGAAAGAGUCCAGUUCAAGUUUUGUGAAUGAAACCCAGAUGUUUCUGCAUGACACGUUCCCCAAAAAGUUCUUCUGGGGUGUGGGGACCAGCGCUUUUCAGGUGGAAGGUGCCCAAAGGAAAGAUGGAAGGGGACCGUCAAUAUGGGAACAGUUCGCCCGUUCAGAGCUGAGAGCUGGUUCCAGGACAGAUGACUCCAGUGACAGCUACAUUUUUUGGCAGAAAGAUUUAGCAGCUCUGGAUUUUUUGGGAGUUUCUUCUUAUCACUUUUCAAUUUCAUGGCCAAGGCUCUUUCCCACCGGCACAGUGACAGCUGUCAAUGAAAAGGGGCUUCAAUACUACAACAGUCUCCUAGAUGCUCUUGCUCAGAGACAUAUUGAGCCUGUGGUCACCCUUUACCACUGGGAUUUGCCGUGGAUUCUGUACGAGAGAUAUGGGGGGUGGAAAAAUGAAUCCCUAAUUGAUGUUUUUGAUGACUACGCGACUUUUUGCUUCCAAGCUUUUGGUGAUCGAGUUAAGUACUGGAUUACGAUCCACAAUCCUUAUCUAGUUGCUUGGCAUGGGUAUGGCACAGGGAUUCAUGCACCCGGAGAGAAGGAAGAAAGCGCUGUCCCUCUGGUAGGACAUAAUCUGAUCAAGGCACAUGCAAGAGUCUGGCAUAAUUACAACAAACAUUUCCGACCACAACAGAAAGGGUUUUUGUCGAUAACUUUGGGAUCCCACUGGAUCGAACCGAGCAGAUCCAGGAAUGAAGAAGACAUCAGAAAAUGUCAGCACUCCAUGCAGAAAGUUCUUGGGUGGUUUGCCAAGCCAAUACAUGGGGAUGGAGAUUACCCAGAAGAGCUGAAGACAGAAUUUGCUUCUCUCUUGCCAAACAGUACUGAGACCGAGAAGAACUACAUUAAAGGGACCGCUGACUUCUUUGCGUUUUCCUUUGGUCCAAAUAACUUUAUACCACCAAAGAAACUACCCAAAAUGGGACAAGUUUUCUCGCUCAACCUGAGGGAAGUGUUGAACUGGAUUAAGUUGGAAUAUAACAAUCCUAGAAUCCUGAUUACAGAAAAUGGCUGGUUUACAAACAGCCACGUGAAAACGGAAGACACCACAGUUAUCUACUUGAUGAAGAAUUUUAUUAAUAAGGUCUUGCAAGCAAUUAAAUACGAUCAAAUCGAUGUAUUUGGUUACAUGGCCUGGUCCCUCCUGGAUGGAUAUGAAUGGCAACAUGCCUACAAUAACCGACGUGGAUUAUUUUAUGUAGAUUUUAAUAGCAAAGAAAAAGAGAGGAUUCCCAAAUCAUCUGCAUUUUAUUACAAGGAAAUCAUACAAGAAAAUGGCUUUCCUCUGAAAGAAUCAGCUUUCCAUGGCCAGUUUCCCUGUGACUUCUCCUGGGGUAUGACAGAGUCCGUUAUUAAGGCAGAAUCUGUCGCUUCCUCUCCACAGUUCUGCGAUCCUAACCUCUAUCUCUGGAAUCUUACCGGAGAUGGACUUUUCUACCAGGUGAAAGGAGUGAAACUGAAAACCAGACCGGCUCAAUGUACAGAUUUUGUUACCAUUAAAACGCAACUUGACCUACUGUCCAAAUUGAAAAUCACCCAUUAUAGAUUUGCACUCAAUUGGUCGCUGCUUCUGCCUACUGGCGAUUUGAAAUCCAUCAACGGCCAAGUCCUUCGAUACUAUCGAUGUGUGAUCAGUGAGCUGCUCAAACUUAAUAUCAAGUCUGUGGUCACCUUAUAUUAUCCAACUCACCGUUCGUUGGGGCUGCCUGGUCCUUUAGUCCAAAAUGGUGGCUGGUUGAAUCAGUCCACUGUCCAGGCUUUCCGAACCUACGCAGAGAUGUGUUUUCGGGAGAUUGGGGACUUGGUUAAAUUCUGGAUCACAAUAAAUGAACCUAAUCGACUCAGUGAUAUUUAUAAUAGCAGCAGUAACCACACCUAUCAGGCCGCGCAUAAUCUGUUGAUAGCCCAUGCCUCGGCUUGGCAUGUCUACGAUAAACAUUAUCGAUCCACCCAGCAUGGUCAGAUCUCUUUAUCUCUGCAUUCUGAUUGGGCAGAACCCGCCAACCCAUUUGUGGACACCCACUGGGAAGCUGCUGAGAGAUUCCUUCAGUUUGAAAUAGCUUGGUUUUCCGAUCCGAUCUUUAAGACGGGGGACUAUCCUGCAGUUAUGAGAGAAUACCUCGACUACAAGAAGAGCAGAGGGCUCUCUAGCUCUUCCCUGCCGUAUUUCACAAAGGAAGAGAAGGAACUCGUGAAAGGGGCUGCCGAUUUUUACGCACUCAAUCAUUUCACCACGCGGUUUGUGAUCCACGAGUCUAAAAAUGGAAGUCGGUACGACUUUGAUCAGGACGUUCAAUUUCUGCAAGACAUCACCUGCCUAAACUCCCCGUCUCGCUCAGCAGUCGUGCCUGCCGGGUUACGCAAAAUCCUAAACUGGAUUAGAAAACGUUACGGCAACCUAAAUAUCUACAUCACGGCAAACGGGAUAGAUGAUCAGUCUUUAAGCGAUGAUGGACUUCGUAAAUACUACAUUGACAAAUAUGUCCAGGAAGCCUUAAAAGCUUACCACAUUGACAAAGUCAACGUCCGAGGCUAUUUUGCAUUUAAACUUGCCGAUGAAAAAUCCAAACCCAGACUGGGCUUCUUCACCCACGAAGCCAAGGCCAAGGCUUCUGUUCCAUUUUACAACCGUCUCAUUAGCCAUAACGGCUUUCUCUUGGAGCCUGCAAACAACAUCUGUGGCCAGCCCAAGGAAGAAGCAACCUGCACGUUCUGCCUGCUUCUAGCUCAGAAAAAGCCGCUCGUAUUCUUUGGGUGCUGCCUUUGCUCGACUCUCAUCUUGCUCUUAAGCAUUAUUGUUUUCCACAAAAGGAAAAGGAGAAAAUGGUACUGGUCGAAAAAUCUGGAUUACAUGUGCGUUCCUGUCAAAAGUAGACACAAGAAAGUUCUCAACCAGAUAUAGAGUGGUCUUUUUUUUCUGCAUGUGAAUGUCAACGGUGAGGAUAAGUUAUUGAAAGCACUCCAAGUCACUCCACCAAGGUACUUGCAAAAGAAUGCUGCUUUGCAUGAGCGGAAUUCCCAUGGUAGUCGAUUCAGGAUUAUUAUCAAGAAUCCUUGUUCCAUGUUUAUGCUGUCAGGGAAUCCCAGGUUGUUUACUUGUGUGCUCAUGUUUAUCAUAAAGUCACUCAGAACUCCAAGUCCUUUGCUUUUUACAUCAACGUACACCAUGAAAAGACACAAGGAAAAGAACCGAUACAAGAGUGUCUGCCUUCCUGUCAACCUUUUUUCCAUCUUCAGAGUAAGACUUGAUUACAUAAAGGAAGUUUAGCUGUUGUCAUGCCUGAAAAUCUCGGGAGCAGGGACAGAUGUAUACGAAGGAAUUAAAAAUGGCGUUAGUCCAAUAUAUU